Durusdinium trenchii is the source of this 996-nucleotide messenger RNA. The record is from the annotation of a GenBank genome assembly. NCBI's taxonomy places the organism in Eukaryota, Dinophyceae, Suessiales, Symbiodiniaceae.
AUGCACGUUGAUGACCUGCAAUUUGUGGGACCUGCAAAGGAAGGAGCUCAAAUCGCGGAGGCGCUCCAGAAAGCUUUCACGAUGGAUGUACAAGGGCCAUUCCAUGAACCAGGGGAUACAUGUCAAUUCUUGAAGAAGUACUUCCAUUUCAAUGAGGCUGGAAUUGCGAUUCGUCCGAAUGAAAAGCAUUUUCUGGCUUUGGAAAAGCUUUUGAAGUUGAGUUCCUUUGGCAAGAAGUUGAAGGGUCCUGUGCAUCCAGAUCUAUGCAAAGAAGACCACGCCGAUUUGUUGAGUGCAGCAAAAGCAGAGAUGUAUCGCAAAGCAGUUGGCAUUAUUUUGUACAUCAGCAGUGACCGACCGGAGCCGGACGUGCAGAUCCAGUUGAGGAGUGACAGUGUUGCUGGACGUGGCAUUGCAAAGCGUCAAGGCUUGGGCCGUGUGAGGCAUCUGGAAGUGCAAUUCCUUUGGGUGCAACAAAAGCUGGCCGAGAAGCAGUUUCGAUUGGGGCCAGUUGCUUCAAUGGUCAUUAGUGGAGAUUUGGGGACCAAGUCUUUACAGGUGAAUCGUCUCAGUUUUCUUUUGGGACUUCUUGGCAUGGUAGAUUGUCAUGAGGAGUUUUCUUUAGUUGGUCGAGACGAGAUGCAACGGCAGCAGCACGAUCAAGAGUUCCGUGAAAAAUUCAAGAAUGCUCUCAAAGUGUUUCGUUACAGCUUUGAGAAUGGGUCUGAUGCAUCCUCAAGGGACAAUGCAUUGGUGAAACUAAUUCUUCAGAUUUGCAUGGUUUCAAGUUUGGCUCGUGGAGCCGAUGGCAGGGAAGAUCAGAGCAUUGAGCAAUUCGCAUUUGACAGUACAGAUUUCCUCUUUCUUGCUUUUGUGAUGCUGGUCAUUUGUGCUGUUUUCUUUGUUGGCAUUUUGCUUGGCAGGAGCUGCGCCCGGCAUGCGAGAAAUGAAAACUUUGCUUUUGGAGACUGCAACAGUUGGAGUGCAAUGCGAUGA